Phytophthora nicotianae INRA-310 is the source of this 815-nucleotide messenger RNA. RefSeq lists its product as hypothetical. Bases 6 to 746 code for a protein of 246 amino acids. The transcript has a single exon. The record is from RefSeq and is a predicted model, not a curated record. Lineage: Eukaryota; Oomycota; Peronosporomycetes; Peronosporales; Peronosporaceae.
CGCUGAUGGGCAGAGCCAGCAAGCGAGACGCCUCCUACACGCGACAACAGGGCUCCGGCAGCUACAUCCUGCUAGCCCCCAAAUCACAGAACACUAAUGCUCCAAAGAGGACAGCGAUAACGGGGGCUCGAGAGACUUCGACUGCACCUAUUCGACAGGUCCAGCAUUCGUCAGUUGCGCUAAUAAGCUCAAUGGAGGCAACGUUUCAAGAAUUCAAUAGGCAAGUGGCCAUGACGCUACUGGGGCCACAACCAGUGCAGUCAUCCAGUCGGAUUGAAGAGUCUCAGCAGAGGAAACCUCGACCGGCACUGGCUCCUAAGUCCGUACAUAAGCCUCGACCUGCAGUGACGCCCAAGCCCAUACAGCAGCCUCGCCUGGGAGAUAAGCGAUUGCGAGAAGAGGACAGCACAAGAGCAGUGCAAGAGGAGAGAGACGACAAAAGCGCGCAUAUCCUGAUGCCCAACUUAAGCAGAGCCAAAUUACUCUGUCGUCUUUGUAGCAAACGCGGUCUUAAGACCCGAUCACGCUACGGCUGUGUGCAGUGUCGUCUGGGCUUCCACGUCGAGUGUUUCGCUGUCUUCCACCACCCCGAGCGAUACGUCACGAAUCCAUCUGAAAGUGUGCAAGACGCGCUGGAUGUCAUCAACGGCAUUUCCAGAUCAGCAACACGACGGCGCGAGAACAACUCCAUCAUGUCAUUCGACCGGCUCACCCUGCCUACAUCGUCUGACAUUCAAGAAAUUUAGAACCCUCUAAAAAAAAGUAUCCAUAUCUGAAUUCUAAUAAAAUUAUCCGGCUAUACACCAUCUGGCAAA